AUGAUAAAGACGCAAACCAUUCGACAGCCCCGCAAAAACAAAAACAGACAGACCAUGGCGUCCGCCCAAGGUUCCAACCGAAACAGAGCCUUAACCGACACUAGGUUCUCCGACCUCAAACCCCCACUCUCCCAGCCCGUUCUUGAUGCCCUUACUAAUUCCGGUUUUGAUUUCUGUACGCCGGUUCAGGCCGCCACUAUACCCUUGCUCUGCAGCUACAAAGACGUUGCCGUUGACGCCGCCACCGGUUCCGGCAAAACCCUUGCAUUCCUCGUUCCUCUCGUCGAGAUUCUCCGCCGCUCCUCUUCCCCCAAACCUCAUCAGGUACUUGGUCUAAUCAUAUCACCCACGAGGGAAUUGUCAUCGCAAAUAUACCAUGUUGCACAGCCAUUCAUCUCCACGUUGUCAAAUGUAAAGUCUGUGCUUCUUGUCGGCGGGGUAGAAGUAAAAUCGGACGUGAGGAAAUUAGAAGAAGAGGGUGCAAAUUUAUUGAUUGGCACUCCUGGCAGGCUCUUUGACAUAAUGGAGCGUAUGGACUUGUUGGAUUUUCGGAAUCUUGAGAUUCUCAUUUUGGAUGAGGCUGACAGGCUGUUGGAUAUGGGAUUCCAGAAGCAGAUAAAUGCCAUCAUAUCACGCUUACCAAAGCUUCGUAGAACUGGUCUUUUUUCAGCUACUCAAACUGAAGCUGUUGAAGAGCUUUCCAAGGCAGGAUUAAGAAAUCCUGUAAGGGUUGAGGUUCAAGCAGAAAUGAAAAUGCUAGACAAUCCAACAUCCUCCCAACAACAGGCACCAUCAAAAACACCUUCUGGCCUUCACAUUGAGUAUCUGGAGUGCGAAGCAGAUAAGAAACCAUCGCAGCUUGUUCAACUCCUUACUCAGAACAUGUCUAAGAAGAUUAUAAUUUAUUUUAUGACCUGUGCUUGUGUGGAUUACUGGGGAGUUGUUCUUCCUCAAAUAUCUGCUCUAAAGCGUUUAUCUAUAAUCUCACUUCAUGGAAAGAUGAAGCAGACUGCAAGGGAAAAAGCGUUGGCUUCAUUCACAUCUCUGGCAAGUGGCGUCCUUCUAUGCACCGAUGUAGCUGCACGUGGUCUUGACAUUCCUGGAGUUGAUUGCAUAGUACAGUAUGACCCCCCUCAGGAUCCAAAUGUGUUUAUUCAUAGAGUAGGACGAACAGCUAGGUUGGGACGGCAAGGAAAUGCUAUUGUGUUUUUGUUACCAAAGGAGGAAGCAUAUGUUGAGUUCCUUCGAGUAAGGAGGGUUCCACUUGAAGAGAGAGAAAGCCCAGAUGAUGUUUGUGAUAUUGUCCCACAGAUAAGGUCAGCUGCAAAAAAGGAUCGUGAUGUCAUGGAAAAAGGGCUUAGAGCUUUUGUUUCCUACAUCCGUGCAUACAAAGAGCAUCACUGCUCCUAUAUAUUCAGGUGGAAAGAACUUGAGAUUGGGAAAUUGGGUAUGGGUUAUGGCUUAUUGCAGCUCCCUGCAAUGCCUGACCUGAAGCAUCACAAUCUUUCUACUGAGGGUUUUACACCACUUGAAGAUAUAAGCCUUGAUGAGAUCAAGUACAAGGAUAAAUCUCGUGAGAAACAAAGAAAGAAGAACUUGCAGGCAAAAAAAGCAGCUGAACAACAACAGAAGGUACAGAAGCCAAAAGCAGCCUCAACCACUACAGCCACUGUAAUGAGGAAGAAAACAGCCAGGCAAAGACGGGCUGCUCAAUCAGUUGAGGAUGAUGACGAGAUGGCACAGGAAUACCGCUUAUUGAAAAAGCUAAAAAGGGGUGCUAUAAAUGAAAGUGAAUUUGCGAAAUUGACUGGAACUGAAGAUUUGCUUUGAGACUGCUUGAAGCUUGUCUACUGGUAGAAUAUCAGCCAGCUGCGAAUGGGAGCACCUUAAAUAAGCAUUAAGGUAGAAAGAAGUACAAGUUUCCUUGAUAUGCUCGUUGCACUUGCUGAGGCAUCAAGAAGCCUACAGCGAGGAAGGAGGAUCUAGCAUAAAAAGUAAGCUGAAGAAGGUAGGGCAGAUUCUCCCAAUGUCAGGGAGCUUAGUCAUCUCUGCAACAAGGCAUUAUUGAAGAACCAUUGUUGGGUGCUGGUGUACACUGACAAGUCCAAAGAAAUACUUGCCAUUGUAGCGUUGGAUCUAAUCUGUACAAAUAAUAGAUUUUAUUCGUCUCUGGGGACUUGAGGUCAGGCAGUGGGGUUGGAAGUUAGAAGAUGGAGUAAGCAAUCUGUGAUAAAUGAUGAAGUAAUUCGUAGCGUUUUUUUCCCCAUAUUCGUCAUAAAGGAGCAUCUAUUCUUUCUUGGCAUA
This is a messenger RNA of Coffea arabica (coffee), 2304 nucleotides long. NCBI's taxonomy places the organism in Eukaryota, Viridiplantae, Streptophyta, Magnoliopsida, Gentianales, Rubiaceae. The record is from RefSeq and is a predicted model, not a curated record.